Molecule: messenger RNA, 403 nt
Organism: Guillardia theta CCMP2712
Lineage: Eukaryota; Cryptophyceae; Pyrenomonadales; Geminigeraceae
Exons: 6
Coding region: 8-241 (77 amino acids)
Cellular component (GO): mitochondrion
Source: RefSeq, a predicted model, not a curated record
AUCGAAGAUGGGUGGCGGCGGCGAAUACGUUAGAGUACCACCCAACAAAGGAGAGUGCGCGAAGAAUAAGAUUGAUCCUGCGUAUCGCGACUAUUGCUCGCACUUGCUCAUCCCCUUGAACAAGUGCAGAUACGCCAACUACUUCCUGCCAUGGAAAUGCACAGAAGAGAGGCAUGCUUACGAGAAGUGUCAAUUUCAGGAGUUUGAAUAUCGUGUGAAGAAACUGCAGGAACAGUCGUAAUAACAGAAAUGUAGAGAUUGCCGAUCAUGGGAGGUCAAUAUCGAAGGCGUCCUUCCCCUUCUUAGCACAGAAAAUGAUCUCUGCAGCUGCAUACAGUGAUGCUUGCUGUUUCUUAUUGCUGCUUACUCUCUUCAAUGCAUCAUCAAUGCAAGCAGUGGGUGG